Messenger RNA from Ectocarpus sp. CCAP 1310/34, 2473 nucleotides. NCBI's taxonomy places the organism in Eukaryota, Phaeophyceae, Ectocarpales, Ectocarpaceae. The record is from the annotation of a GenBank genome assembly.
AGGAAGGGAAGCAAAAGGAGGGUAACACGUGUUCGUUCCCGGCCAUCAAGAGGGUGACAACGCCGACAUCCACGGCGCCCAGCCACACACACGUGUCCUGCACACGCCCGCAAAUUCGUGAGGUGUUCGGAGGGGCAGGCCUUCUGAUACAGGAGAGGCAGGGCUUGUCUGGUUGUCAUGUCGGGGGAAGACCCGUUUUUCCCGGAUGCCACCGGGGGCAGCAGCGGCGAGGCCGCGGACCCCGGGGCGGCAGCGUCUGCCGGUUUUGUUGACGCGGGCUCACCGCCGCCGGUAGUGUUCGGCAUGCAGGAACCCGCAGCGUACGACCUCGGCGGGGGAGGCGGCGGCGGGGACCAGUUUGGAGUAGUCGGUGACGGCGAGCAAUUCGGAGGUGGGGGCGGCGGAGGAGAAGGAGGACUCGGAGGAGGAGGAGGACUCGGAGGAGGCGGGGGCGACCAGUUCGAGGGGGUGCCGCUGCAGGCGUCGUCGUCGCCGUACCAGCCAAAACCUACGGACCCCUACAGCCUCGAGGAGGCGGCCGGAGUGAUGGAGGAGGCACAGAGCCAGUUUGACGCCGUGGUGAAGGAGAGGGCCGAAAAGGAGGCCGCCAAGGCGGCUGAGGUGAAGCGCCUGGCGGAGGAGGAGCUCGACGGAUUUUACGACGGGCGCACGGACGAGGUCGCGCGGAGGCAGGCCCGCAGCCGCGAACAGGAGGAGACGUUCCUUAAGGGGGUGUCCGCCUCGAUCGAGGAGUCCACCUCCAACCCUUGGGCCAGGAUAUGCGACCUCGUAGAUUUGAAGAAGCCGGUCAUAUCUGCGAAAUCCUCUUUCUCUGCUGGCGCUGGCGCUUCCGGAGGCGGAGGCGGCGGCGGCAGCCGCAAGGGCUCUGCCAUGGCGCAGAGUGGGAUGGAGGGGGAGGACGUUUUCAGGGCAACCGAAAAGAUGCGAUCGCUCAUCAUUCAGAUGAAAGCGGACACAGCCGAGAGUAACGCGGGCGGCGACACUGGAUAAAGAGGAGUGUGACGAGGAAAAUAGAAACAACAUAAGGACCGCAGUAGCCCGGCUUUGUAAGCACCGAGGCUUACCGCCCUAAAGGCUGUUGUGUUUAGCGUGUGCCCCCCGGGUGGCGAUGCGGCAACGUUCGGACGAACACGAAGUAUAUUCCCAUACCUAGUUCUUGUUGUGAUUGUUUUGCAAUGUGUUGUGCAGCUGCUUUGGUAGGUCUGCUCUGGUUGCCCGCCGAGCCUGUCUGCCUGGUUUCGCAAGUCCUUCACUUUUGUGGAAGUGAGUGCGUUCGACCUGCGCGUGUAUGCAGAGGUAGGGCGGUGUGAUUGCGUAUGGAGGGGAGAAAGGUGCCCCAGUAACCCCCUGUCACUCUUGUGUUGGGUUGCUGCCGUGUUUUUUCGUUUCCAAAGGCUUGAUGAGGCACGUAUGAUCAUGCUGAUCAUGCGCUGGGGUCAUGCGUGUACAGCGUGGGGAGGGUGUGGGGAGGGUGCCACUCGAAGCUAAACACGACCGUCGACGGCGAGAGCAUAGCGCAAUAGAAGUACGUAAUGCAUAGUAGAACGAGAUACCCCGGCGGGGUGGCUUUUUUUUUCCUGUAUCUGAGCCCGUCGGCUAGUAUCUAUGGUGCCGCAUAGCACGCAGUGUGCUCUCCUCCUACUGAUCAACACAACGUCACGACGGCGUGGCGUGUUUUCACAAGAACACUUGCACAAAAACAUAUCCCACCACGACGACGGCCGUGGGAUACUGAGAUAUCGAAGCCGCCGAGCCUUGGCAACUGCGGUCAUCGCAUCCGGAAAGAAACAAAAACUAUGUGCUUCAUGUAGAAAAGCCGGUGCUACAAGUACUAGUAGGUGCCAGGAGGGGAGGGGGGGGGUGCACUACGAACCAAAUAUUGUACCGGUGUCUGUGCUGUAGAUAUUGAAAAUUGUGACACGAAAGGACUCACAGCCUGUGGCAUGCAAACCCGGCGUGUUGUGUUGUUUUUUUGUGUGUUAUCGUUUUGUCCCAUCGUCUGGGAAGCAAGACGCUCUCCCCCCCCGUCUGUCGUUGGUAGUAUUCUGUUUCGGGGACCACGCGACCUCGCUGCCUAUCUGCUUCUUUUGCCAACGUUCGUCUGGCAACAUGUUUUGCAAUGCACGUGUACGGACGAACCGUACAUAGUCUAACGUGCAAAAUUCCACCGUAGAUUAGCUGCAACCGUGGAGGGUGGGCGAACAAACGCUGGUGCCCCCCCCCAUCGCCCCUUUAGUAAGUGUCUCUUGACUUCGGUGCUCCUUUUGGCGGGUGUGUGGGAGAGACUACAGAUAGCAGUGUCGAUUCGAAGCGACAGCAAGACCUGACACCGAACAGGCUUUCUGACAGUUGGCGGGGGUUCCACAAGGUUUUUAGCGCGGGAGACAACAAGAAGAGGCGAACGGUGACGGACGCAGAAGAAAAGAAAAAUGACCUCGAAAGAAAAUCAGUC